Dufourea novaeangliae is the source of this 1254-nucleotide messenger RNA. RefSeq names its product lysine-specific demethylase 8-like. The transcript has 7 exons. Gene Ontology annotation, molecular function: histone H3K36 demethylase activity. The coding region runs from base 1 to 1254 and encodes 417 amino acids. Gene Ontology annotation, cellular component: nucleus. Lineage: Eukaryota; Metazoa; Arthropoda; Insecta; Hymenoptera; Halictidae. The record is from RefSeq and is a predicted model, not a curated record.
AUGUAUAAUUACAUGUUUAUCGCAAAGCUGAUUCCAUGGGAAUUAAUAGAAGUCAUAGAAAAUGAUUUACCAAUUAAAAUGAAAACACAUUUACCACCAAUAAUAGAAAGAUUAAAAGCCUUCAGUGAAAACAAAACAGAUUUAUCAAAAAAGUGGGUAAACAAUUCGCUAAUUUUAGUUGAAGCAUGUUUGGACAAAACAUGGGAAACAUUAAAUUCAGGAUAUUGGAAGGAUGUUCCAAUAGAGUACAGAUACUGUUAUUCACUAUGUACAAUUUUAAAGGCUGUAUUACUGGAACUUCAACAACAUGACAUUGAUGCUAAGGAGACCACGAAUAAAGGGAUUUUAUUAAAAGAUAUUGUUCAGCAAAUUGAUAAAGGUAUUUUAUUGGGCUCACCACUUCCAAAUAUGCCUUAUUUAUUACCAACAAUAGCUUCACAUCUAAAUAAUCAUACUGACUCAGAGGUAUUGGAGGCAUCAACAUUAAAGGACUUAAUUAGUGGUUCUGAAAGUUUACUUGAAUUUGUACUUCCUGGCUUUACUAACAUUAUUCAGUAUAAUGAACCAUCAAUGGAAUUAUUUUACAAAGAAAUUUUCAAGCCAAAAGUUCCAGCAUUAUUAAAAGGCUGUAUUAAACAUUGGAAAGCUUUAGAAGAAUGGCAAAACAUAAAUUAUUUAAGCAAAAUAGUAGGAAAUCGAACGGUACCUAUCGAAAUUGGAUCACGUUAUACUGAUGAAGAUUGGUCUCAGCAACUUGUUACAUUUUCAGAAUUUUUGCAAAAACAUGUACUAACAAAACAUGAAAAAGUUGGAUAUUUGGCUCAACAUCAACUUUUUGAGCAGAUUCCUGAAUUAAAGUAUGAUUUUACAAUACCUGAAUACUGCAAUUUUUCGGAAAAUGAAGAAGUGGAACAACCAGACAUAAAUGCUUGGUUUGGACCUAGUGGAACUGUUUCGCCUUUACAUUUUGAUCCGAAAAAUAAUCUGUUGUGUCAGGUAUUUGGAUAUAAAAGAGUUAUCUUGUAUCAUCCGAAGGAUUCUCCUAACUUGUAUCCAUAUGAUACAAGGUUACUCAACAAUACAGCGCAAGUAGAUCCUCUGAAUCCAAAUUAUGAGAAGUGGCCAAACUUGAUUAAAGCCAAAGGUUUUGUGAGUUAUUUGAAACCAGGAGAAAUACUUUAUAUUCCUCCAAAAUGGUGGCAUCAUGUAACAUCUUUAACUCCAAGCUUCUCAAUAAGCUUUUGGUGGAAUUAA